UUCCGGCUGACUCCGCCCCACCCCGGGCGCUGCUGGGAGUUGUAGUUCCUCGAGGGAUUCGGGUCUUCCGGUUCUCGCGUUCUUGGGUCCUCCCAUUAUGCUAUGCGCCUCUGGCCGCCUUGUAGCGGCUCCGGCGUCCGCCACACUUCCCGCCCCGCGCGGGCAGCAGAGGGAACUACAUCUCCCAGGGAACCCUGAACCGCCCUCGGGUGACCACUGGGGGGGGGGGGGGGGCUGGCCAGAGCUUGCGGGCCGGAGGGCGAUUCUGAAGCAGGGGAGGACUCCUCGGACCAUGGCGGGAGGCCUGGUCGGGUGCGAGCUGCGGGCUCGACAGGGCCGCUGCGGGCCUCAGGCUUCCAGGGCCGCAGUUCGGGACGUGGCCGCCGAGGCUGCAGCGCGAAGCCCCAAACCGCCUGCCCAGAGCUGGCGGCGCUUGGAGGCGGCCGGCCAGUGGGCCCUGCUGGCUCUGGUGACGCUGCUGUCCUUCGCCACCCGCUUCCACCGUCUGGACCAGCCGCCGCACAUCUGUUGGGAUGAGACUCACUUUGGAAAAAUGGGAAGUUACUAUAUCAACCGCACCUUUUUCUUUGAUGUGCACCCACCUCUGGGAAAGAUGCUGAUAGGUCUUGCUGGCUACCUGAGUGGAUAUGAUGGUACCUUUUUGUUCCAGAAGCCUGGAGACAAAUAUGAGCAUCACAACUACAUGGGAAUGAGAGGAUUCUGUGCAUUCCUUGGCUCCUGGCUGAUUCCCUUUGCCUACCUCACAGUCUUGGAUCUGUCCAAGUCCCUCCCAGCAGCACUGCUCACUGCCGCCCUUCUUACCUUUGACACAGGAUGCCUCACUCUAUCCCAGUACAUCCUCCUUGACCCCAUCCUGAUGUUCUUCAUCAUGGCUGCCAUGCUGAGCAUGGUCAAGUACAACUCCUGUGCGGACAGGCCUUUCUCUGCCCCCUGGUGGUUCUGGCUCAGCCUGACUGGCAUCAGUCUUGCUGGUGCUAUAGGGGUCAAGUUUGUUGGCCUCUUUAUCAUCGUGCAUGUGGGAUUGAACACCAUUUCAGACCUUUGGCACCUGUUUGGAGACCUCAGUCUUUCACUGGUAACUGUGGGAAAACACUUGACUGCUCGAAUCCUGUGUCUCAUAGUGCUGCCCCUGGUGCUCUAUGUGGCCAUUUUUGCUGUUCAUAUCACUGUGCUGAAUAAAAGUGGUCCUGGUGAUGGCUUCUUCAGUUCUGCCUUCCAGGCCCGGCUCACAGGGAACAACCUUCACAAUGCUUCCAUCCCUGAACACCUGGCCUAUGGCUCUGUGAUCACUGUCAAGAACCUCCGGAUGGCCAUCGGCUACCUGCACUCCCAUAGGCACCUAUACCCUGAGGGCAUUGGAGCCCACCAGCAGCAAGUCACCACCUAUUUGCACAAAGACUACAAUAAUAUGUGGAUUAUCAAGAAACAUAAUACAAACUCAGAUCCACUAGACCCUUCUCUCCCAGUGGAGUUUGUGAGACAUGGAGACAUCAUUCGACUAGAACACAAAGAGACUUCUCGGAAUUUACACAGUCACCGUCAUGAGGCCCCCCUGACCCGGAAGCACUAUCAGGUCACUGGGUAUGGCAUAAAUGGCACAGGAGACUCAAAUGAUUUCUGGCGGAUUGAGGUUAUAAACAGAAAAUUUGGGAACCGGAUCAAAGUGUUGCGAAGUCGAAUUCGCCUUAUCCACCUGGGCACAGGUUGUGUCCUGGGGUCCUCAGGAAAAGUUCUUCCUAAAUGGGGCUGGGAGCAAUUGGAAGUUACUUGCACACCAUACCAAAAAGAAACCCUCAGCUCCAUCUGGAAUGUGGAGGACCAUAUAAAUCCUAAACUGCCAAACAUCAGCCUGGAAGUGCUGCAGCCCAGUUUUGCCGAGGUCUUGCUGGAGUCGCACAUGAUCAUGAUCCUGGGAAAUAAUGGCCUUAAGCCCAAGGACAAUGAGUUUACAUCUAAACCCUGGCACUGGCCUAUCAACUAUCAGGGCCUGCGUUUCUCAGGGACCAAUGACACAGACUUCCGAGUCUACCUACUUGGCAACCCGGUAGUCUGGUGGCUGAAUCUGGUGAGCAUUGCCCUUUACCUCGUCUUGGGGAGCACCAUUGCCAUUGCCCUGCAAAGAGGGGUGCAGCUGCCCAUGGAGCUGGAAGGGCAAAUCCAGAUGUUGCUGCGAGGAGGUGGCCAGAUGCUACUUGGCUGGAUGCUCCAUUACUUCCCGUUCUUUCUGAUGGGCCGGAUCCUCUACUUCCACCACUACUUCCCAGCCAUGCUCUUCUCCAGCAUGUUGACAGGCAUCCUGUGGGACAGCCUCCUGCGACUUUGUGCCUGGGGGUUGGCCUCCUCUCCCCUGGCCAGAGGUGUCUACCCCAUGGGAGUGCUGAGCCUGCUUCUGGUAACUGCCUACAGCUUCUACCUCUUCCACCCUCUGGCUUAUGGGAUGGUUGGUCCCCUAGCCCAGGACCCUGAAAGUCCAAUGGCAGGACUAAGGUGGCUGGAAUCAUGGGACUUUUGAGGCCACUGCAAAGGACUGAGGUCUGGUUCCAGGAACUCUCUGAAGAGAGCCAGCUGCAGAACCAAGUCCUGGACCCUGUCAGCUUGAGGUUGCUGUCCAAGGAGCCCAAAGCAUCAGCCAGGACCAAGCUCUAGGGGCAAACGCAGAUUUCACUCAACACUAACAAACUGCAGCUCUGUCUGCAGUACCCACAAAGGACUGUGUCUCUUGGACCUAAUUCUCCAAGUGUGCAAUAUGAGGAAGGAUGAGUGUGGGAGGGAACGUGUGUCCAGUUCCCUGUGGAGUACAAACUGGCCAGCCGAGAAGCAUAAAUUCUGAGAAGUCGUCCAGGGCUGCUGUAAGAUUUCCUGGUAUUUUUUCACAUUAGAUCUGGCUUGUAAAAUCUGUAAGAAAUUCUCCGACUUCCAAGAGGGUCUCUUGGGCUGAGAGUGCUGGCUCUGUCUCUGCUGAGGGCCCAGUGUGGGAUGGUCUAAGCUACAUUACCCUUCUUCCCAUAAACAAGCAAAUCAGUGGGGAGCAGGCUCCCCAUGACUUUCCCAAAUACCUUCUGUGGAAGCUGAACUUUUUGCCCAUGAUGCACAUAGAACACCAGGCAAUGAGAACGCCUCACCAGCCUGUGGUUGGCUCUGCCUUAGCCCUUGGUUGCUUCUCUAGUACACUGAGGUUGGUGAGGAAACCAUGUUCUAUCCCAUGGCUACACUGUGUUCCCAGGUCCUGUGUGCCAGAGACCAUUUCUGCUAUCCAGACCUUCCUCUGCAUCCAGCCUGGCCAUGAGCACUGAGACAGAGGCAUUCUCCUGGUGGCUGGGAGAACCUCAGCAGCUAAGAGAGAGGAGUCUGAGUGGGGAACCUUAUAUGAGCCGAGAUUCCUGUGAAAUGUCCAGAUGUGGGAUACUUGGCCUCUUAGGGCCAGUAUUCCUAACUCUGCUGGAUAUUUCACAUUUUACUUUCCUAGCCCUCUCCAGAUGACACCCUCUUGAAACUUCAUAGGUUUUCCCUUUCUUUCUGUUACUACUUCACCAGUCUUUCUCCCCGAAGACCCUGAGCACCUAGAAACACAUGACAGCUUCUACAGUCUACCCCUUUGAGCUUCGAGCUCAGAGCUGCUUCUACUUCUUCCCCCAGAGGAAUUAAGAAAACUUUGGGGGUCAGAACCAAACUAACCAAGGCCAGCCCUUUGGCCUGCCUUCCUCCUCUCAGUUGAGGACAAAAUGUUUAUUUGAUCUCAGAAGACUUUGAUGCUUCACGGUUUAAUAAUGACUUUGCCACUCUCAUCUUCCCUCCACUGUAGCUCCCAACAACUCUGACAGGGUCACAGCUCUUUAAAGCAUCUUCAGGAGGCGGUUGCCACGGAGACUGGUAAUUGGUCUCAGGGACAGGCUGUGCUACCUACAGAGUGGUGAGGAGGAAAGCUUCUGGGCUGUGUUUGGCUGCUCAGACCAAGCAUCAUUAAUGUUAAUAGAGGAAAUGCAGCUAUGUCAAAAGCAAGGCAGGACGGUUAAUUAGAUCUGAGGCCCACUGACCUCCCUUUCCCAGGGCUAUAGCCCUUUUGACUUCCCCUCGCAGGAAGCUCAGCCUGUGCCCUGAGUCUGGGCUGCUUGCUUAAUUGCAUUUCUGGCAGGGAUGGAGAAACUCUGUCCUAACUCUCCCUCCCUUUCCUCCCUUCUACAAGCAGAGCUAGUUUCUGUUGUGCACGAGUAGGGCGCCAUCUGGGUGGGGUUUUUUAGAGGUAAAAUGCAGGGAUUUGCUUGGCUGUUAGCAAAGGUGGCCCAUGAUGACAAGCCUGUGUCUUCUUACUUCCAAGAGGAACUUGUUGGAAGAGAGGAGCUGUGUAGGAGCCCAGGGGCAUCCAUCCCCUAAGUGAGGAUGAGGAAGGAGCAAGCUCAUCUAGCUUCAUGUCCACCCUUCUACUAUGACCAUCUUGGGGACAAAAGUUCCCUUCUUUCUUUCCCUACUUUGCUGGGAUGGAGGAGAGAGACCUCCCACCCACUCCCUCUGCUUCCAUGCCCGAGCUGACAGACUUCCCUGGGAACAGAGCUGCCUGGUGUGCUAGCCAUGGCUCAGGUUCUGUUUGGAAGAUGCUGAAAACAAUAGCCAUGGCAAGGGAGAAGGGGACUGCUUCAGGAGUGGGCUGCAGCCCUUGGGAAUGUGACAUCUCAAACUGCUGUCAGACAGCCCAACCUCCAGCCAGUGUCUUGAGCCACAUUUUAUUUUUUUCUAAGUUGCUGGAGUUACUCAGAGGCCAUUUACUUUUGUAAUAAAUAGCUCUUGUUUUUAAUGCCA
Messenger RNA from Dipodomys spectabilis (banner-tailed kangaroo rat), 4815 nucleotides. RefSeq names its product protein O-mannosyltransferase 2 (gene Pomt2). Gene Ontology annotation, cellular component: membrane; endoplasmic reticulum. The record is from RefSeq and is a predicted model, not a curated record. Gene Ontology annotation, biological process: phosphoenolpyruvate-dependent sugar phosphotransferase system; protein O-linked glycosylation via mannose. Gene Ontology annotation, molecular function: dolichyl-phosphate-mannose-protein mannosyltransferase activity. NCBI's taxonomy places the organism in Eukaryota, Metazoa, Chordata, Mammalia, Rodentia, Heteromyidae.